GCCUGGGCCUCGUCCUCGGCGGCUGAGGCGGGCGGGGGGAUCGGUCCGGGGGCGGUGCUGCGGGAGCCUCCCUGCCGGCGGGGUCUCCGUCGCCGCGAAGGCUCUCGGGCGACGCCCGGGGCAGCCGUCUCCGGGACAGGAAUGUCAUGCUUUUAAACAAGAGAUAAAUCAUCUCAAUAGUGAGAGCCAGUCUGAACAAUGGAUUGAUGGAGAUGUGCAGCAAAAUGGGUUGAGUGAGUGCAGCACUAACUUACUCUGCUUUGAUCUUGCCCUGUCUCCACUUCUGCUUCAAAGAGAAGAAAUCCAUGUGUAAAUGGGUUUAAGUUGGCAGCAAAGAGCGGACACCCUCUGUUGGAAUUCUGCUUUUAUCAUGUUGUCUUACCAGUGCUGGCUGAGCUGAAACUUCUGGCUUCCUGGGGAGAGCAUGUAUAAAAGGAAUGACUUCAUGGCCAAUGUGAUGGUCACCUCUGCCACUCCAGAGGGUAGUAGCAGCUCAGAUUCCCUGGAAGGGCGAAGUUCAGAUUAUGCCAAUAAAAGCUAUGAUGCAGUUGUAUUUGAUGUAUUGAAAGUAACUCCUGAGGAGUUUGCUAGCCAGAUUACAUUAAUGGAUAUGCCAGUAUUUAAAGCUAUACAGCCUGAGGAGUUAGCCAGCUGUGGGUGGAAUAAGAAAGAAAAACAUAUCCUCGCUCCAAAUAUUGUUGCCUUCACUAGGAGGUUUAACCAGGUCAGUUUUUGGGUUGUACGAGAAAUAUUAACAACACAGACCUUAAAAAUAAGGGCAGAAAUACUGAGCCAUUUUGUGAAAAUUGCUAAAAAGCUUCUAGACCUCAAUAACCUUCAUUCUCUUAUGUCUGUGGUGUCAGCACUGCAAAGCGCACCUAUCUUCAGACUGACCAAAACCUGGGCUCUUUUGAAUCGCAAAGACAAGGCCACCUUUGAGAAGUUAGACUAUUUACUGUCUAAAGAAGAUAAUUAUAAAAGAACACGAGAGUACAUCAGAAGCCUAAAAAUGGUUCCUACUAUUCCAUACUUAGGAAUUUAUCUCUUGGACUUAAUCUACAUUGAUUCUGCAUAUCCUGCUUCAGGCAGCAUUAUGGAGAAUGAACAAAGGUCCAAUCAAAUGAACAAUAUUCUCCGAAUAAUAGCUGAUCUGCAAGUCUCCUGUAACUACGAUCAUCUCACAACACUGCCCCAUGUGCAAAAAUAUUUGAAGUCUGUCCGUUACAUAGAAGAACUUCAGAAAUUUGUAGAAGAUGACAAUUAUAAGGAAUCACCAACAACGAACAGGUUUCAGAGAUACCAUGAUGCAACUACUGCAGAAUCUUUUUCCUCCCCCAGGAGUAUAAGAAGUAAUCUGAGGAGAGUGCUUGUCCCCAGAUUAUCAUUAAAAAUUGAGCCAGGUAACAGCUCUCCUCGACUGGUUUCCUCUAAAGAAGAUCUUGCAGGUCCAUCUGAAGUGUCAGCAAUUAUGAAAUUCAGCAGGAGACCAACAUGUCCUGAUGCCUCAGUAGCAGCAAGUCUUCCUACACCUCCAGUACCAAGGCACAGGAAGAGUCACAGCCUGGGAAACAACAUGAUGUGUCAAUUCAGCAUAGUGGAGAGCAAAAGUGCCACCUUCCCGACGGAGAAGCCACGCCACCUUCUGGAUGACAGUGUCCUGGAGUCGCACAGCCCAGCCCGCAGCCACGCACUGAACUCAGUUUUCACCAAUGGCAUUUCAAUAGAUAGCAGUGAAAGCUCAGAAUUUAGUGAGGAGCUGUCAUCAGGGCUUGAAAGGGGUCGUUUGUACGCCACACUUGGGCCUAACUGGAGGGUACCAAUCCGGAAUUCUCCCAGGAGUCGAAGCUGUGUCUACAGCCCAACAGGGGCCGGCAGCUACACAUUAGGUAGUUCUACAGGAGUCAUUUCCAUGGAAGGGCCAUUAAGGAGAAAAACACUGCUCAAAGAAGGCAAGAAACCUACUCUCUCUUCAUGGACUAGAUAUUGGGUUAUGCUUUCAGGAUCAACUCUUCUGUACUUUGGAGCAAAAUCUUUACGAGGCACUGAAAGAAAACAUUAUAAAUCUACACCUGGUAAAAAGGUUUCCAUUGUGGGCUGGAUGGUUGCACUGCCUGAUGACCCUGAACAUCCUGAUAUUUUCCAGCUAAAUAACCCUGAUAAAGGCAAUGUUUACAAAUUCCAGACUGGUUCAAGGUUUCAUGCAAUAUUAUGGCAUAAGCAUUUGGAUGAUGCAUGCAAAAGCAACAAACCUCAGGUACCUGCUAAUCUAAUGUCAUUUGAAUAAUUUGCUCUCUUACCUGCUGUGACUUCAAGUGCCAAACUGAAGAAACAGGUUAUUGUUCUCUAAGGAGGAAGAGGAGAAAAGAAUGGUUUCCCUGAUGUGAGCCAGCCACAGCUGUUUCAGCACUUUCCUAUGUAACUUGAAAGUGAUUCUGAAACAUCUUUUAAAAGCAGAAAAUGAAUGUUGUCCUUAGGACCAGACAUAGUCUCAUGCACUGAGUGAAAGAAAAGUUAGAUGGACAGAAAAUUAAUCCUGACUCCUGCAGGAUUCUAGAGCACUCAACUUUUUGUGGUCACAGACUGUCCCUGAACUGAUGUUUGACCACAAACUGAGCAUCACAUCUUCUGCCUAUCCUUUUUUAAACGGUUAUUUUUAUUGUUAAGCUGCUUUGUGUGACUGAAGAACAUUUGGCCCAUGUUGGGUUUCAAUUCUUUCUAAUGCACAGAAUGAUUGACAGUGUUAACUUGCUGCAGAGUGUCAAUUAGAAUAGAAAAUUGUGGAACAACGUUUUUAUAACCUAAGUGCACUGAGUUGCUUGGCAAUGUGGCUGCCUCAGAUUUUGUAUCAAAUCUCUGGACAAUUCUGCUGUUCACAUUUGAGCUAUUUGGAAAAAAGGUAUUUUGGCACAGGGCAUUUUCUUUUCAUUCCGUUAUGACACUCAGAAAUGCCAUGACUAUGUAUUUAAGGUGUAUGUUUUUAAAUUUAUGUUGUGUUAAAGGUCGUCUUUCAUUCUCUUACUAGUGGUAUGGCUGCUUACUUUUUUUUUUUUUUUGAAUCUGGAUGCUGUUCAUCGUAAAUUCCUUGAUAUGUGGAAGGAAGUGAUCAGGUCCUAUGAUUCAUGUGACCCUGGCUCCUCAGAAUGAUUCCAUAUCAUUAUUUUCUGUUCUGUCUUUCUGUUGAUGACCCAGCCCCAUUCAAUUCCUGUAUAUGAUGCACCUUAAUGGCAUAUAGUCAUGGUACUGUUAAAUCAUGAUGUCAAUGAAAGCUAGGCAACACUGUCUGAUAAUGGAAAGGGUACAAAGAAACCUCCGUUCCAGUGUCCACACAAAAAUAAAUAAAUAAAUAAAUACAGAGAGACUUAUUUUUAACUGAGUCUUAUUCUGUAAAGGAACUCUUCAAACCCUUCUUACUUCCAUAGCUAUAUCCCUGCUGUGCCCUAGCACACCUGUGGUCAGAGUUGUUAGAAUUUUAUUCCCCUGAUAAGUUCAGUGCUUUUUCAAUUUGAAACUCUCUUGCUAUAAGGCAUCACUCCUUAAUCACAGAAAGACGAAAAUCUCUUUUUAAUUUCCUAAGAUUGCAUGGCUCUAACAGCAGCAACAACAAUCUGUACUGUUAAAGGUAGGUUGACUGUAAUUUUUAUGUUAUUUUAAUUGUCCAUAUUACAGUCCUGAGAAUUAAGCCUAAUUCAUACCAGCUUUUCAAGAAAACCAUUUCCUAACAACUCCUGCAUUUAGGUCCUGGGACGUGAAAAUUUAUGUAAAGUUGACAGAGACUCUUCAAUAGAUCAAGAGUUUUGUGAAGAGUAGUAUUGCAAAAUAUAUUUAUAUUUUUUUUCACUUUGUAUGUUAAAUCAAGACAGCAAUGAACCAAGAAAAACACAAGCAAAGUCAAGAGCAUCCAGUGCUAUUAGAGACAGUGUAAAAGCUUUUGAAUGCUAAAAACCUGUCAUCAGUAAAUUAAUUCAGACUGUUAGAAUAUAUCAUCUGAAUUAUUCUCCACCUGUGGACUUGUGUAAUUAGUUACCAAUGAGAUUAUUCAUGAGAAUACAGGUGUUACAUGGACUGCCAUCUUAAUGAGUAUGCUACCUAUAGCCACGUGUAUCAUGUAUUAUUAGAAUUCAUAGGGUUUGAAUGAUGUCCAGUUUCUUCAGUAUUUUAGGUUACACUUCCACCCUUAAAGCUAAAGAUGGAGUCUUAUUUCUCAGUACAUACUACGUGCAGAUACAUGUAUUGCCAAAAUACUAUCCACUAUACAGUAGCUAUGUUUUAGGUGGGCCAACAAAUAAAUACCUAGGAAGAUAAGGUGUUACAUACAGGAAUUAAAUCUGUCGUGGUUUAACCCAGCCAGCAGCUAAACACCACACAGCCAUUCGCUCACCCUCCCCUCUCCCUCUCUGGGAUGGGGGAGAGAAAUGGGAAAGUAAAGACUGUGAGUUGAGAUAAAGACAGUU
Molecule: messenger RNA, 4451 nt
Organism: Anas platyrhynchos (mallard)
Lineage: Eukaryota; Metazoa; Chordata; Aves; Anseriformes; Anatidae
Gene: RALGPS1
Product: Ral GEF with PH domain and SH3 binding motif 1
Biological process (GO): Ras protein signal transduction
Cellular component (GO): plasma membrane
Molecular function (GO): guanyl-nucleotide exchange factor activity
Source: RefSeq, a predicted model, not a curated record